AUGAAUCCAAAAUUAGAUACUAGAGCAAAAGGUGAACAUUUUUAUAUGCCAGAACAAUUAUUUGAUAAAGGAUCAAUACCAAAGGAUUCAACAUUAGAUAGAAAACAAAUUAUAAAGAUAAUUGAUCGUUUAGUUGGUUUAGAGAUAUCAUGGAUAGAAGGAGAAUCAUUACCAAUGACAUUAUUCUCUUGUAUGUAUUUACAUUUUCCACAAAGAUUAGAGAAUCAAAUGUUUUCAACCUACGUUAAUUCAUUAUUGGCAACUUGUGAUGCAAUUAAUCAAAUCAUUAGUCGUGGUGAUGUAUGUUGUGAAGAGGAUUUCAAUCUAUCAGAUUUCAAUCUAACUUUAUUAUAUCCUGCAAAUCAACAUAUGGUUGUAAAUAUUAGACAAUUGGAAGAACUAAUAGAUCAAUUAGAUCAACAAAUUACAACUGAAAAAUCAAAACCAAUAAAAGAUUUAGAUGAACUUAAAAUUUUAGUUUCAUUAUAUAAUAGAAUUUUAUUUAGAAAAUUAUUUUAUAUUAUUAUAUUUUCAUUAUCAGUUUCAAAUUUAGUUUUAGCGAUUAAAUCAAUUAAAGAGAUAUUACCAGUUAUUGAAUUUUUAAAGAAUGAUGGAUAUAGUAAUAGGGAUGAUAUUAUUGUACCAACUGAAAUUUUUAAUGGUGCUUUAGUUUCAAAAUUAUAUUCAUCAGUUGGUGCUGUUUCUCAAGAGAAAACAUAUACAGCUGCAAUUAGUUCAUUUGAAAAAUUAUUUAAUGAUUUUCAAACUUUAUUUAAAAUGCCUCAUUUAUUAGAUUCAACAAUUCAAAGACAACAAUUAUUACAAUUACAUCAACAACAGCAACAACAUCAACAACAACAACAAAAUAUAACAACAGAUCAAGAUAAUAAUAAUAAUAAUAAUAAUAAUGAAACAACAGCAGCACCAGUAGUUUCAGGUAAAAAUAAAUCAAAAGUUGAAAAAAGUGAAUCAAUUAAAAUUGGUGCAAUUUUAGAUUAUCAUUUUUAUUUUAGUAGACCAUCACCAAAUAUUGUUACAAGAUCAGUAUUAAGAAGAUUAUUAUUUCCAUUACCAUUAGGACAAUUUUUUAAAAAUGAUACAAUUGAAGAAUCAUUAAUUGAAUGGAUGCAUGAAUUUGGUAUACCAAUGGAUAAAUUAGUAAAUAGAGAGAAAGAGGGUGUACCAAUGUUUAUAGAUACAGUAUCAAAAGUUAUUCAAAAAUUAUUUGUUCAUAUGGCAUUGAAUAGAGCAAGACAAAGAAGAAAAUUAAAGGUAUCAUUAUUUGAAUUAUCAUUAUUACAAAAUGAAGCAGAUAUAUUGGAUACAAAGAUUGCAAAAGAACCAACAAACGUUUCAAUUUAUUUUGGUUCUUUUAUAUUUCACUUAAAAUUAAGAGUUAUGCAACAUUAUCUUUUCUUAGGUUUUGAAUUAGAUAUCUAUUCAUAUCAUGAAUUUCCAAGUGUUUAUUAUUAUUUAGAUUAUUUUUAUAAUAUUCAAUCAAAUGUUUCAAAUUAUGUUUAUAAAUUAAAUUAUAAUAAUAAUAUAAAUAAUAAUAAUAAUAAUAAUAAUAAUAAUAGUAGUAGUAAUAGUAGUCAACAACAGCAACAGCAACAGCAAUCAAAUAAAAAAAAUAAAAAUAAAAAUAAAAAUAAAAAUACACAAUCAAAUAAUAAUAAUAAUAAUAAUAAUAUACAACAACAACAACAACAACAAGCACCACCACCACCACCACCAACAAUUGAAAGAACAUUAUUAGUUGCAUAUCAUACUGCUGUAAGAGCAAUGUUUAGAUUUUUAGUAGUAUUGAAACAAAAUGGUAAAAUUGUUGACCCAGUUUGUGAUUUUGGUAAUGAUGAUCUUAGAUUUAUGAAAAAGUUUGAACCAUUUUUCAAUCCACCUUAUCAACAACCUGAACCAUUGACAAAUGAAAUUUGUAAGAAUUCAACAAAAACUAAUGAACCUUGGAUAUCUUUAGUGAUUACAACUUUGGAUAUAUUAAAACAAAGUAAAUCCGCUAUAGAUGUAUUACUAUUACCAGAAUCUAAAUUUAAUGUUCCAAUUCCUUUCUACCAAGUCGAGGAAGCAAAACAAUUACAACGUUCAAUUCUUUCAAUGCGUUUACAAAUUCAAAAGUUAUUACCAUCAUUUGAUCUAUCAAAAUUAACAAUUGAAAAAGUUUUAGCAUUACCAAUUCCUAAAUUUUCUGUUCAAAUCGAAACAAAACCUUAUUUCCCAAAUAUUAAUAUUAAAUUAGAUUAA
Messenger RNA from Dictyostelium discoideum AX4, 2259 nucleotides. RefSeq lists its product as hypothetical. The transcript has 3 exons. The record is from RefSeq and is a predicted model, not a curated record. Bases 1 to 2259 code for a protein of 752 amino acids. NCBI's taxonomy places the organism in Eukaryota, Evosea, Eumycetozoa, Dictyosteliales, Dictyosteliaceae.